AUGCAGAUGUUGCUCUACUUGUCCAGCGAUGUUGCUCUACUUGUCCGAGGACGUACUAGAGCAGAAUUGGAGGCCAACUCAAACGAAGUUUGCAAUCUAUUCUACCAGCAAUGCAACAGACAAAAACUCCAAGUAGCAGAGCACAAAUGUCAAAUUCUACUAAUCGCAAAGAAGGGAGGAUCACUGACUAGAAGACCGACAAUCCGCAUCAACAAUCGUCGAAUUAAAAUUGUCCGUGUCCUGAGAUACCUCGGUCUAUACAUAGAUGAAAAACUGACAUGGAUGCCGCACAUACUUAAUUUAAGGAAGCGUACAGCAAUCAUAGCACAGCAUUUCAGAAUGCAACGCGGAUUUCAUUGGGGGAUUAAUUCUCACAUACAAAAAGCGUUAUAUCUUACUGUCGUCGAGAAGAUGGUGUCCUAUGGAGCGGCCAUUUGGGCCUUCCCUAUGCAGGGAAGGAAAAUCCGGCACCUGUCUGCACUACAGAGGCCCUUCCUACUCUCAAUUACAAGAGCCUUCAGGACAACAUCUACUGAUGCACUAAACAUCUUGGCAGGAGUGCUACCACUUCAUCUACGCAUAGAAGAAGAAGCGGUGACACAACAGGUUCAUCAGUUAAGACUUUCACUUACUUAUGAUUACGUUACCUUCUCUCAAGAACAGUUUGAGAAUAAGACCUCACAACUUCAUAUACACCCAGCAAUCAAGGGUAUUGGAAUUCACCUCACGAAGAACCCAGCAUAUGUGGCACCAUCCGGCUACAUCUCCAUCUACACAGAUGGUUCUCGUAUUGACGAAAAGGUAGGCAGCGCCUUUGUCGUGCUCAGUGAACAACAACAACCCCUUCACCAAUGGCAGAUGCAGCUCAGCACUGAAAACAGCGUUUUCCAGAGUGAAGCACUCGCCAUUCACGAGGCCAUACGCUAUCUAACGAAUAAUAAAAUCUCCAAAGCCUUAAUACAUACAGAUAGCCUGUCUUCUAUGCAAGCAAUUGCCAAUUCAGAACAUACCUCCCCGCAAAUAGCAGGCAUUCAAAAAAGUCUACGUGAAAAUGCUCACAAUCAUUACGUCAUAAAAUGGAUUAAAGCGCACACAGGUAUUUAUGGCAAUGAACUUGCAGACGGCCUGGCAAAAGACGCCGCCACUGGGAACAACAUUACUACAGUACAGAUCCAUGGCCUACCUCAUAUCUAA
This is a messenger RNA of Stegodyphus dumicola, 1194 nucleotides long. RefSeq lists its product as uncharacterized. The record is from RefSeq and is a predicted model, not a curated record. NCBI's taxonomy places the organism in Eukaryota, Metazoa, Arthropoda, Arachnida, Araneae, Eresidae.